AUGGCCGCUCGUACCGUUCCAGGCGCUGCUGAAAAGCCCGCCCGUCGCGCAGUGCCUGGUGCUCCUCCACUGCCACCAGCAAAGCCUGGUAAGAAAUCAAAAGGCGGCGCAGCCAAAAAUGGAGAUGCUGUCAAAGUACCCAAUCCCACCGCGGCUGCUUUUUUGGAAAAAGCACCGGAAACCCCAAACCAAGUUGCCAACGCACUCAAAGUCACCGCCCAAGACCUUGCAGAGCAGGCUGAGGCGCAAGCUGCUGUGGCUGCGGUUCAAACCAUCGAGGCAUCCACCCAAUCCAUCUCCGCACCUACACCUGCGCAGAAGGUCAUCAGCAACCGUAUCGCCGAGCUCUCAUCUAAGAGCAAAAACGCAACAAUCACUAUCGCCAUCGAUGAGCUAAAGAGCCUGCUCAACAAAGUGCAGCAAGUCGAAUCCGACUCCGAAUCCAUAUCCGUAUCCGUAUCCGCACCUUCGGCAUCAAGCACUUCGGCAGAGUCGGAUAGCAAGGCUCACCUCGUUCUGCUCCUCCAGUUCCUUCACCUCUUCAACCUCUUCCAUCCCAACCCCGCUGGUCCGUCCACCUUCGCACCUUCACGUACCAUGCCUCGCGCACUCGAAAUGUCAACAGGUCAACAAGUCGCAGCACUCGCAAAGGUGUACGAUCAGCUUGCCAAUGGACCCCUGGAAGGCGGAGGCGGAGAUGCGUUCCAAAUUCUGGACAACAUCAAAAACGGUUCCGACGACCAAGUUUUUGCUGACGUCAGCUUUUCCACGAUUCGUUCCAUGAUCCUCAACCUCACCGCUCCGCCCGCAGCAGCGUCGAGCGAAUCUCAGCCCGAGCCUUCUGGGCUCGACAGUGCACCCAAGAACUUUGUGUUUCUCGACAAGCCAUCACCGAGCGCAGCACCUGUUUCCUUUAUCCAGGCCAGUGAGAUCCUCGAUCGUUCCGCCGCAGAGCCCAAAGGCGACCAGCCCUCAAAUGUUUCUGCCACAGGCGCUACCGAGACGAUCAAUGGCAAGCAAGGUGGUGGCGGAACCGUUUCUAGCAAAAAGAACGUCACCUCGAGCAGAGCAGACGAAACCUCCGCCUCAGCCGUUCAACAGCCCAUCCAAACGGCUGUCAAGAGCGUAGCAGAACCCAAGCUAAAUUGGGCCACUCUGGCCGAGGAAGAUGACGACGAUCUCGGCGAAGCCCCCGUGUUCGAACCGCUUCCAUCCAGCACCGCUUCGGCUCUUGUCACUCCUGCACCAGGCACGCCAACUACGCUCGGACGCCAAUCGUUUGCUGCUAGCGCUGCUAGUGCUGCCGUCAAGCCGACUGUGCCAGCCUCUUCUGCCAAUGCGGCCGAGGGCUCCCAGUCACCCAAGUCCAAGAAGGGCAAGCAGAACAGCGGAUCCAAGGGUAACCCAGGUGCGCGCAACGGCAACGGCAACGGAAACGGCAACACCAGUGCCGCAAACGCGAAAAUCGCAGCUGCGGCACCAAAGGCGCCCAAAGGACCCAAAGUCGAUCAAGACGGCUUCAUCCUGCAAGAGAGCAAAAAGACAAAGUACCUGCAGCAGAAGCAACAGCAACAGCAGCAACGAGCAAGCGGCGGUGGAAGAGGUAGCAAAGGUGGCGCAAAUGCAGGGCGGGGUGCAAGAUUCAAUGCCGGAGGGGCAAACCGGGCAACAAAGAGCGCGGAAGCGACAACACCCAUCGCUGAAGUUCAGUAG
Messenger RNA from Mycosarcoma maydis (corn smut), 1713 nucleotides. RefSeq lists its product as uncharacterized. The record is from RefSeq and is a predicted model, not a curated record. NCBI's taxonomy places the organism in Eukaryota, Fungi, Basidiomycota, Ustilaginomycetes, Ustilaginales. The transcript has a single exon. The coding region runs from base 1 to 1713 and encodes 570 amino acids.